GUGGCAGUUGUUUGCGUCUCUCAUUCCGUCACCUGAGAGAGAGAGAGAGAGAGAGAAGAAAAGUUAGGGAAGGGAAUGAAUGAUCGAGUUGUGAAAUCAGAAUAGUGAAAAGGGGAGGCAGAUGAAGGAGGCGGGGCGCGACGAGGGAGGUGGGGAUGCGGGGUUUGUGAGGGCGGAUAAAGUAGAUCUGAAGAGUCUGGACGAGCAGCUUCAGAGGCAUCUCACCCGAGCAUUGACUAUGGAGAAGAAUAAGAAGAAGAGCGGAGAAGAAGAAGAAGAAGAGCUUCAUCACAAUGGGGAUAGGGAGAUCCCCAUUCGCCACGACUGGGAAAUUGAUCCUUCCAAGCUCCUCAUCAAGAGCGUCAUUUCUCGUGGCACCUUCGGCACCGUUCAUCGUGGCAUCUACGAUGGCCUAGAUGUGGCAGUGAAACUUCUUGAUUGGGGAGAAGAGGGCCAAAGGUUGGAGGCUGAAAUAGCUUCUCUUAGAAUGGCAUUUUCUCAAGAAGUUUCUGUGUGGCACAAGCUCGACCAUCCUAAUGUGACUAAGUUCAUAGGAGCAACAAUGGGCACAACAGAGCUCAACAUACAGACUGACAAUGGUCAGAUUGGCAUGCCACGAAAUGUUUGCUGUGUUGUUGUUGAAUAUCUUCCUGGGGGUACUCUCAAAUCGUUCCUUAUAAAGAACCGGAGAAGGAAAUUGCCUUUUAAAGUUGUUGUCCAGCUUGCGCUGGAUCUUGCGCGAGGGUUAAGCUAUCUUCAUUCCAAAAAGAUUGUCCACAGAGAUGUGAAAACAGAAAACAUGCUUCUUGAUAGGCAUCGUACUGUAAAAAUAGCUGAUUUUGGUGUUGCUCGUGUUGAAGCUUCAAAUCCAAAUGACAUGACUGGGGAGACAGGAACUCUUGGAUACAUGGCACCCGAGGUUCUUAAUGGGAAUCCAUAUAACCGGAAAUGCGAUGUGUAUAGCUUUGGCAUUUGCCUGUGGGAGAUAUAUUGCUGUGACAUGCCAUAUCCAGACCUCAGCUUUUCUGAAGUGACAUCAGCUGUUGUUCGCCAGAAUCUGAGGCCAGAUAUACCCCGUUGCUGCCCAAGCUCGUUUGGAAAUGUAAUGAAACGAUGUUGGGAUGCCAAUCCUGACAAGCGGCCUGAGAUGGAUGAAGUGGUGUCCAUGUUGGAAGUAAUUGACACUUCGAAGGGUGGUGGUAUGAUCCCUCUUGAUCAGCCUCAGGGUUGCUUCUGCUUUCGGAGGUACCGUGGUCCUUGAGAAAACUAGCUUGGCCUGACUAUGCUUUAGUUAAAUUUGUGUUUCUAAGCCUGGGUGGUAGUUAAUCUGAAAAGAAAAGAAAAAAAAAAAGAUUUACCAAGUUAAGUAGUGUCGUAAAACUCUAGCUGUAGGUCAAGUAGAAGGUCUGCAGUAAAUGCACCUCUAUCAUAUCAUCGUGCUGCACAACCCUGAUUCCAUUUCUUUCUGUAAUCGAUCUUCAUCAAGGCACGAUUGCUGAGCAUCGUGUGCAGGACCUCCUCCAAUCACUAACAAGACGAGAGUAGCUUUGGUUUUUGAAAAGGCUGCCGUUUAGUUUAGGUGAAAUGAUUAAACAUUUGGGGUGAGGAUUUGAUGCCUUUUGCUCCGAUCCAUAACAUUAGUAUGUUGCAACACAUUCAGUCUUUAAUAUUUGAUGAUAAAAUCCUUUGCAGCUGAUUGCCUUUUUCUUUCA
Molecule: messenger RNA, 1712 nt
Organism: Ipomoea triloba (trilobed morning glory)
Lineage: Eukaryota; Viridiplantae; Streptophyta; Magnoliopsida; Solanales; Convolvulaceae
Product: serine/threonine-protein kinase STY13-like
Exons: 6
Coding region: 122-1261 (379 amino acids)
Biological process (GO): protein phosphorylation
Cellular component (GO): plasma membrane
Molecular function (GO): ATP binding; protein kinase activity
Source: RefSeq, a predicted model, not a curated record